Molecule: messenger RNA, 828 nt
Organism: Linderina pennispora
Lineage: Eukaryota; Fungi; Kickxellomycota; Kickxellomycetes; Kickxellales; Kickxellaceae
Product: serine/threonine-protein phosphatase PP2A catalytic subunit
Exons: 3
Coding region: 1-828 (275 amino acids)
Biological process (GO): mitotic cell cycle; peptidyl-serine dephosphorylation
Cellular component (GO): cytosol
Molecular function (GO): protein serine/threonine phosphatase activity
Source: RefSeq, a predicted model, not a curated record
AUGGACAUGCUUGAAGUUGACAUUGGCACGCUCGAUUCGUGGAUUGAGCAGCUGUUUGAGUGCAAGCAGCUGAGCGAGCUUAGCGUCAAGAAUCUCUGCGACAAGGCAAGUGCCAAGGAGGUUCUCAUGCAAGAGUCGAACGUGCAGCCCGUGCGCUGUCCGGUAACGGUGUGCGGUGACAUCCACGGACAAUUCCAUGACCUUGUGGAACUGUUCAAAAUCGGCGGCAAUUCACCUGACACAAACUACCUGUUCAUGGGCGACUAUGUUGACCGCGGGUACUAUUCGGUGGAGACAGUGACGCUGCUGGUGGCAAUGAAGAUUCGGUUCCCCGAGCGCAUUACCAUUCUGCGCGGCAAUCACGAGAGCAGACAGAUUACGCAGGUGUAUGGCUUCUACGACGAGUGCCUGCGCAAAUACGGCAACGCAGAGGUGUGGAAGCACUUUACGGACCUGUUUGACUACCUGCCGCUGACCGCCCUCAUUGAGGAGCAGAUUUUCUGCCUCCACGGCGGUCUGUCACCCAGCAUCGACACGCUUGACCAUAUCCGCUCGCUGGACCGCGGCCCCAUGUGCGACCUGCUGUGGUCAGACCCCGACGACCGGUGCGGAUGGGGCAUCUCGCCUCGCGGCGCCGGCUACACAUUCGGCCAGGACAUCUCGGAGGCGUUCAACCACAACAACGGCCUGACCCUGAUUGCCCGUGCUCACCAGCUCGUCAUGGAGGGCUACAACUGGAGCCAGGAGAAGAACGUCGUCACCAUCUUCAGUGCGCCCAACUACUGCUACCGCUGUGGCAACCAGGCCGCCAUCAUGGAGAUUGACUGA